Erigeron canadensis is the source of this 3259-nucleotide messenger RNA. Its product is annotated as probable LRR receptor-like serine/threonine-protein kinase RFK1. The transcript has 24 exons. Gene Ontology annotation, molecular function: ATP binding; protein kinase activity; protein binding. The record is from RefSeq and is a predicted model, not a curated record. The coding region runs from base 36 to 3083 and encodes 1015 amino acids. Gene Ontology annotation, biological process: protein phosphorylation. Lineage: Eukaryota; Viridiplantae; Streptophyta; Magnoliopsida; Asterales; Asteraceae.
GAAAGCCCUUCACACACACACACACACACAAGUUGAUGAAAAAGGGAGUGCUGGUUUCAUGUAUUAUGGCAGUAUGCUUCCUGCUACUGCUAAAAUUUGUACAAUCUGCGCUUCCACAACAAGAAGUGGAAGCUGUUGAAGAAAUUUUGAGCUCGAUGGGUGCAACAAACUGGAGGUUCAAUGGCGAGAUUUGCCAACUUCAAGCAAUUACUAAAGUGCAAAAGCUUAAUCAAGAAGCUCUUGCUAGUGUUCAGUGUGAUGAUGCCUGCAACAAUCUUAAUUCAAGCAACUGCCAUGUCAUUAGCAUCACACACAAAUUUUAUAGUCUUGGUGGUGUUCUUCCAUCUGCACUUGUGAAGCUUCCUAAUCUCCAAACUAUUGAUUUUGCUUACAAUUAUCUUAGUGGAAGGAUACCUGCUGAAUGGGCUGCCACACGGUUGCAGUCAAUAUCUCUUCUUGGGAACCGAUUAACCGGGGAAAUACCACGAGAACUGGCUAAUAUUACUAGUCUCACAUAUCUGAACCUUGAAGGAAACCAGUUUUCGGGAGAAAUUCAUUCUGAUCUUGGGAGAUUAAGCAGAUUAGAAACUUUGAUCUUCUCAUCAAACCAGUUGAUGGGGACUUUACCAACGUCCUUUUCUGCAUUGAGAAACUUGAAGGAUUUUAGGAUAAACGACAAUAACUUAAGUGGGCCUAUACCCGAUCUUAUACAGAAUUGGAGACAACUCACAAGAUUAGAACUGAUCGGCACUGGGCUGCAGGGACCAAUUCCUUCAAACAUAUCACUUCUUGAGAAUUUAACCGAGUUGAGGAUAUCUGACUUAAAUGGACCAUCUCAGAAAUUUCCCUCGUUGAAUAAUGCUUCAGGAAUACUAAGAGUGCUAUUGCGAAAUUGCAAUAUUUCAGGAGAAAUACCUGCAUAUAUCUGGCAAAGAAGAGAUCUUCAAUUUUUGGAUGUAAGUUUUAACCAGUUGGUUGGGGAGAUAUCAAGUAAUAUCAUUGGAAGAAGUUUGAGAUAUGUGUUUUUGACUGGUAACAUGCUAAGUGGAAAUGUGCCCGACACGCUUUUGAUAGAAGGAGCUACCAUUGACCUGUCCUACAACAAUUUUACAUGGCAAGGACCGGAUCAACCUUCAUGCCGACCCAACAUGAAUCUAUAUCUUAACCUGUUUCGGAGCUCUUCAACUGGGAAAACAUUACAGGAUGUACUUCCAUGCGAAACAAAUAUCGUGUGUCCCAAAUAUGAGUGUUCUCUACAUGUCAACAGUGGCGGAUAUGAUGUAUGGGUAAGAGAAAAUAAUGUUGAAGUGCUAUAUGAAGGAGAUGCUUCAUUUAAUGGUGAUGCAGCAGGUUUUUAUAGAGGCACUAGUAAGUGGGGAAUUAGUAGCACUGGAGACUUCCUGGAUGACAACAUUCAAACUGGUCAUUACAUAGGAUCUUUGGAAGAACCAACAAACCUACCACCUCUGUAUACAACCGCACGGUUGUCUCCGCUAUCACUUACUUAUGUCAGCUAUUGUUUGGAAAAUGGAAAUUACCUUAUUAAUCUGCAUUUUGCUGAGAUACAAUUUACUAACGAUAGUACGUAUAGAAAUCUUGGGAAGCGGUUAUUCGAUAUAUAUAUACAGGGAAAACGUGUUAAAAGGGACUUUAAUAUUGAAAAUGAGGCUCACGGUAUACAAAAAGCAGUGGUGAUACCAUUCAAUGCAAGUGUGGUGAAUAAUUCCUUGGAAAUACGCCUUUAUUGGGCUGGUAAAGGAACAACGCGCAUUCCUAGAAGAGGUGUAUAUGGACCUCUUAUAUCUGCUAUUUCGGUCAACCCAUAUUUUAAAACUUGUUCCAUCAAGGGAAAGAAAAAGAGCAAAGUUGCUUAUGUUAUUUUUGGAAUUAUGGGCCUGUGUAUUGUUCUUUUUAUCUUGGCUGCAUUGUGGUGGAAAGGCUGUUUGAAAUUUAGAAAAGGGAAGGAUAAAGAUUUCAAAGGGCUGGAAUUGAAUACAGUGUCGUAUUCCCUGAAACAGCUUGAAACUGCUACAAAUAAUUUCAAUGGCACAAACAAGAUAGGGGAAGGUGGUUUUGGACCUGUUUAUAAGGGUGUGUUGCCUAAUGGAACCGUAAUAGCAGUGAAGCAGCUUUCAUCUCAUUCAAGCCAAGGAAAUCGAGAGUUCCUAAAUGAGAUUGCUUUGAUAUCUUGUUUGCAACACCCAAAUCUUGUUAAGCUACACGGGUGUUGUAUUGAAGGAGAUCAACUGAUGCUUGUAUAUGAGUACCUGGAAAAUAAUAACCUUGCCAAUGCCUUGUUUGGUUCACAUAACAGUAGCUUAACUCUUGAUUGGCCAACAAGAUUUAAGAUAUGUGUAGGAAUUGCUAAAGGUUUAGCUUUUCUUCAUGAAGAAUCAAGACUCAAAAUAGUACAUAGGGACAUAAAAGCUACUAAUGUCCUUCUGGAUAAAGAUCUGAACCCGAAAAUAUCAGACUUUGGAUUGGCUAGGCUUCAUGAGGAUGACAAAAGCCAUAUCAGCACACGAGUAGCAGGCACCAUAGGAUACAUGGCACCAGAAUAUGCACUUUGGGGUCAUUUGAGUGAGAAGGCAGAUGUCUACAGCUUUGGUGUUGUGGCUUUGGAGAUAGUGAGUGGCAAGAACAACAAUCUUUACAUACCAAAGAACGGUAGCAUUUGUCUUCUAGAUUGGGCAUGUCGGUUACAAACAAGUAAAAUGUACGAUGAGUUAUUUGAUGAAAAUCUGGGGUCCCAUAUUAUCAAAGAAGAAGCUGAAACUGUGGUGAAAGUAGCACUCUUGUGCACAGAUGGGUCUCCGUCAAGAAGACCCACCAUGUCUGAGGUUGUUAGUAUGCUUGAGGGAAGAACUUCCAUUCCUGAAAUAGUCCCAACAACAACUGGCUACACUGAAGACUUGCGAUUCAAAGCCAUGAGAGAUUUCCACGAGAGACUAAGUCAAAGUCAGUUCUCCAACACAAACCAAGCAAGUAUUUCGACGUCACCAUUGACCACUGGUAUUGAGAUUCAAAGAGAUGAGAGACUGAGUGGCAGCCAAAGUCACUAUUCUAACAUAUCUAUAACAUAAUGCCACCAUUUUAUUUUUUUUGUCAUAUUAUGAUAAUCAUAUAAAUAUAAAUAUCCAUCCUGUUCACUCCAGACAGAUUAGAAGAUGAAUAGAAGUUUCGGUCUAAACAAGUUUCACUCUAGUUAUGUGCCUUUGUUUCAAGGGAAACUUAAAUAUAAUGAUUUUUUGUGUUUGAA